AUGGAGAAGCUGCGUAAGGUGGUGAACGAAAUCGCCUACACGCGAGACCACAGUAAUUCCCCUGCUCUUCACCGAUCUCUCGUUCCCCUCUUGACAUUCGCUUCUUCUCUCUACGGAAUCGCUCUCCAAAUCCGCCGCUCUCUCUACCGCUCUUCCGUCUUCCAUCAACACCGAUUGCCGGUUCCGGUGAUCAGCGUUGGGAAUCUGAGCUGGGGAGGAAACGGGAAGACGCCCAUGGUUGAAUACAUUUCGCGAUUACUCGUCGAGUCUGGAAUUUCACCGCUUAUUCUCACUCGUGGUUAUGGUGGUGGAGAUGAAGCCAGAAUGCUUGAAAGACAUGUUCAAGGUGGACCGACAAAGAUCGGUGUUGGAGCAAACCGUGCAGCUUCUGCUGCCUCGUAUUUUGAAAAGUAUGGCUGUGUAAAUCCUUCUUCUUUGAGGACAUACUUUGGUCAAUCUUUGCUCCAUGGAAGAGCAGAAGCAAGGACUAGUUCAGAAAAACUUGGCUCUGUCAUUCUAGAUGAUGGGAUGCAGCAUUGGAGUUUGUGUCGUGACCUCGAGAUUGUGAUGGUUAACGGGCUGAAUCCGUGGGGAAAUGGUAAUUUACUUCCCCUUGGUCCCUUACGAGAGUCUCUUGCAGCGCUUGAGCGGGCAGAUAUAGCUGUUGUACAUAACGUCCACUUGAUGACUGAACAAAGCCUCAUAGAUGUUGAGAACACGAUACAUGGAUUCAAAAACUCGGUACCGAUUUUCUUCUCCAAGAUGGUGCCCAAACACUUGUUCCAUGUUGAAAAUGCCAUGUCACAUGUAUCUUUAGAAGCAUUGCGCGAUGCCACUGUGCUAUGUGUAUCCGCAAUUGGAUCCGCUGACGCGUUUGUCAAUAGCAUCGGGAGGACGGGAGCACGUUAUGUUGAUAGACUUGAUUUCAGUGACCAUCAUGUAUUUGGAGCACAGGAUGUCGAAACUAUGAGAAAGAGAGCCAAGGAACUAGAGCACAUAUAUAAAUCCAAGCCUAUAAUCGUUGUCGUGACAGAAAAGGAUUAUGAUAGAGACCCGGAGAUUCUCAAAUGUCUGGACUCGAGCACAGCAUUGUUAAAGUCAAGUUUAUCUUACUGUAUUCGUUUCUUGCGUCAUCUGCAUGAUCCAAAAGCCACACUAACCUCAAUAGUCACCAUCAUCAAAAGAAAAGAAACUGAUUUGUUGACCGUGAUGUACAACAACCAGAUGGACCAGCAGGAACUAAAGUCAGCAAGCAAGGAUCUCAUCAACAUCAACGAGCCGCCGAGAGAGACUACUCCAAUGGAUAUCGACCCUAACCAGCAGAAUCAUCGCGACCUUACCCUGAAGCCGCAUCAGAACCACAACGAUAACCAUUACGAUGAAGAGGAGGAAUCACUCAAACGUGAGCAGACUGAAGAAGACGAGCGUCCUCCUCCUGUCUGCGUUCUCAACAAAGAAGCUCCACUACCUCUCCUCCAGUACAAACGCAGACGCCAAAACGACUCCAACAACAACUCAACAAGGACGACACAGGAGCAUUGCUCGUCCACCACAAGGUCCACAACAACCGUCGACAAUACACCUACGUUAGUCUCAUCAUCCGCUGCUGCUGCCACCAACACAGCCAUCUCUGCUUUGCUUGAGUUCUCGCUCAUGGGCAUCUCUGACAAGAAAGAAAACCUGCAGCCUUCUCUUAACAAGGAAGCUUCUCCUCCUACACCAGUUUCGACUCCUGAAGAGAAGGUCAAUGAUCUCCAAAAGGAGAUUCACCACAUGUCUGUUGAGAGAGAGACUUUCAAGCUUGAGAUGAUGAGUGCAGAAGCUAUGAUCGAUCCACUGCGUCAAGGAGAACGAUGA
Microthlaspi erraticum is the source of this 1857-nucleotide messenger RNA. Lineage: Eukaryota; Viridiplantae; Streptophyta; Magnoliopsida; Brassicales; Brassicaceae. The record is from the annotation of a GenBank genome assembly.